AUGGCGAGCGCACAGGAUUUGCAGCCCACCUGCGAGGACUACCAUUCCGACGACAGUGACGGUCCCGUGUCUUUCCAGGGCCGCAGUUCGCCCAAUGCCGCUAACGUCUCCACCAAGCGCUCGCAUCCCUCGGACUUGGAUAAAGAAAAGCCGCCCGCUCAGGAGAGGGCGCACCCCAACUGCGACCUUCGCUCCGACUCAGGGUACAGCAGCUACACCGCCGCCACUUCGAGCAGCACUAAUUCGACUCAAAGUGCUCCUUCGCAACAAUCGACUCAACACGUCGCUGCUCAGCCUCAAGCUGUUCCCCCUCCGCUACCCGACGCACCGCCGCCGCCCCAAAAGACUCGCCGCCCAACCCAGUCCGACGCACGACCAAACGGUUCCAGCAGCACCUCACGCCCACGAGGUUUGUCGCGCUCCGCCUCGACGUCGACCAAGCCUGCCGCCGAGAAGCGUAGGCCCACCAUCACCCAAGAGCACCGCCCGGACCGCACCCGCCGCGACAGCAGACUCGAGGAGAGCAGUGCUCCCCCCCUUCGCCGUCGACCUACCGUGACCCGGCCUGAGUUGCAGCCGUCUCAAUCCGCCAAAGAGGUCAACCGUCUGUCCAUCAACACGCAGGACACACGCUCCAUGCGUUCUGAUCCCGCCUACUACCCGUCGCCUCCCUCGCCCUCCCAGGCUCGUCAUCAAACCCAAUACUACAAGCAGGGACAGGUCGUCGUCCAGCCCGCUACCGCUCGCCCUCGCAGAUCAUCUACCGCUCGCCCCAUGAGUUACAGCGGUGAAGGCCCCCAGUACUACAUGGGUAACCCAUACCCCAGCCCACCCCAGGAGCCGCACGGCCCUCCGCUUUCACACUCGGCUUACCAAAACAUGGGAUACGGAAUGCCCAACAUGGGCCCUCACGCCCCCUACCCUGCAGCUAACGGCUAUCCAAUGCCACCAUAUGGAUACGAUGGUCAGGAAAGACCUGUCCGCCAUGCCAACAACAUGGCACGCAAUGGGCCCAAGCCUGUCAUUACCCAAGCCCCGCCUCGCGACCCAUACUCGGCCAGGCGCCACCAGGCUCAGAGUGCAAGCGCCACCCAGACCAGGUUCCCCACAACGCUGCAGAUCGAGUCCGGAGCCUACGAAAGCGAGAGUGCCAGCGAGAGUGACUACUCAGAGGACGAGUACUAUGAGCCGGAGCCCACCGACGAGCGUUACGGACGUGCAAUCAUGCCACCGCCUCCUGCUCCCAAGGCCAAGUCGAAGAGCAAGAAGGAGAAACCCCAGCGGCCCACCAUGCGUCAUGCCAACACUACCCAGGUUGUCGACGUAGAUCGCUCUCGUCGCCAAUCUCUUGUCGUCCAGGAUGCCGGCCGACAGCGCAGUGCACAAGUCGCUGAGCGCCGCAAGUCUGUCAGCCGACCAGUCUCUCUGCAGCGACAGGUUCAGUCCGAGUACCCCGCACGUGGUGGUGCUCAGGUGGUGGUGAACAGGAGCGAAAAGAGUGAGCGACGCAGGUCCGCCCAGGUUUACGACACUGCCUACAACUACGAAGCCUACCGCGAGGAGAGAGAGAGAGCAGACCGCCGAGCUGCCAAAGAGGCCAAAGAGGCCAAGGCUCGACAACGCGAAGAAAAGGCUGCGAGGAAAGCAGCCGAAGCCGCUUUUGCUGCCCAGUACGAGGCUGAGGAGCAGCAGCGUAAACGCUCAAACCGCAACUCAAAGGUCAUGUAUGAUGCUCCAGGAGCAUUUUACAGCGGCUCAGAUGACGAGGAAGAUGACGAGGAAGAAUACGUUCCCGAAGCUCCCGCCCCUCCGGCCCGCACUCGCCGCGGAACAGAUGCAGGCAAAGGCAAAGGACGUGUGGGUGAACACAAGAUCAAGCGGAUUGAGAGUGCUGCCGAAGAGUACAUCAGUGCUCAGCGCGGCACUCAUAAUCCACUCAACGACCACAUCCACAGCGCCGCCAAGAAGGCUUCGAGGGUUCCCUCCAUGCCCUCUCAUUCCGGCUCUUCUGGGAGCGAGAAGCACAGCCAGUCCAACCGCACUGCCGUUGCCAACGCAAACAAUGAGAUUCGUCUCCGAGUCGAUGCAAACGCACCACUCAGUUUGCAAUUCAACGGCGAUAUGGAAGGUCGCACGCUUCGCAUGAUUCCAGCAGAGAACGGCAUGGCCGACCUCGUCAUUAGCGGUGGCCGUGGAGAGAGCCAAUACAACGGCAGCGACAGGGGAAGCAACUCGGGCGAUAAGAUGGCUUUGGUUCGAGACCCACGGAGACAGGCAGAGGAAAUGACUGAGACGAGCGGACGCAGCCACCGUAGGCGUGAGAGCAGACUAGUACGAGAGCAUGAACGGGAUGUUGCCCAGCGACCUCUACGUCGCCGGGCUCAUACCGCCACCACCUAUACCUCAUAG
This is a messenger RNA of Pyrenophora tritici-repentis Pt-1C-BFP, 2409 nucleotides long. RefSeq names its product DUF1421 multi-domain protein. Lineage: Eukaryota; Fungi; Ascomycota; Dothideomycetes; Pleosporales; Pleosporaceae. The record is from RefSeq and is a predicted model, not a curated record.